AUGCCUCGCUGUCAUAAUGGGCUUUGCCUUCUUCGAAUCGUCUUUAUUUCUCUGCUUUCUCUGCUCCUCCACCGUCUCUACACCUCUUACUCGGAAGCUUAUCACAGGAUCCAAAACAAGCCAAACAUCACGCGACUGAAUUGGACGGACGUCGAUAUCGAACAUCCGCCGAGGCUCACCUCCGAAUCGGCCGCCCGUGCCGUUUUUAAUGAGCUUUUGGCUUCUACUCCUAUAAAAUGCCCCCACGUGAAGCCGCCGGCCAGCUCGAAGGGACUUGUCUAUCAUCAAUGCGAUCGGGGAGUGAAAGGAGGUGAAAAGCGAUGUCUGCUGAUUUCCGGUACCGAUCGAUUAGACGGUCUUAUUCCGCUGCUGAACUGCACGAAAUGGACGAUCUGUGUGCCCCUAGGGCAUGCGGCUAUCGACAUGAUUGAUGGCGACGUCGAGGUGAACUAUCUGAUGGAAGUGGAAUGGUGGAAGGAAUGGGAUGUUGACGGAAUGGACGGGCUACACCGCGAACCUUUUGACGCUAUCCUGCUGAACUUGGAGCUACACGCCGCUACGGCUCGUCAUUUCAACGCUUCGACAAUUCCCCAAACGCUUGGGCGCAUUAUGAAGCUGGCAAAAGCCGAGACGAUCUUGGUCAGUGUUCAACUACCAAAGAACGGGCUCGAGUCGGUGAACGACUACCGACAAUGGAUACUUACGUCUUUCUACCGUGACUCAUAUGGCCUUAUUGGUGCAUCGACAAAUGGCUUCUGCAUGGAACCGAGCAAAUUCUGCACGUUUGGCCUCUCGUUCGAGCGCUUCGAGAAGUGCUCCGAUGCCCUGGCGCCGGCUUUUGGGCUUGGCUCUCCUACCGAAGAAAAAAUGCGCUUCAUGCUCUCUCUACAUAAACCGCAACCCGAUUGUCCCCUCUCCUCUACCGUAGCUCAGAAAUUCACUUUUUGCUCAACGUUACAACCCAGCUACUAUGACAUCGUGUAUAUUGGCACCAAAAACCUGACGCUCUCCGAUUUUCCGGAAGUGGUGAAACCCACAUCUACAAUCAGGAAUCUGAGGAGCCCCUCGGAGCUGAAUCCAGCUACCGUAACCGAUCUGCUAUUGAUUGAUCUGAAUACCGUAGUCUGGGGAGAGCUGCGUGAAAAUCUGAACAAAAUGAUGGGCAGUAAGCAGGUGGCGUUAGCGAUGAGUCUCUACGUCGAGGAGGGCGAAAACUACCGGCUCUUCUAUUCCAUCACUCGCUGCCUGCGCAAAGCACUUCGAUUAGCAUACGGAAAUUGGCACCUAGAUGCGCCCUACUUGAGGCUGCACGCCAUUUUGAGGCGGAACGGGCUU
Messenger RNA from Mesorhabditis spiculigera, 1335 nucleotides. The record is from the annotation of a GenBank genome assembly. Lineage: Eukaryota; Metazoa; Nematoda; Chromadorea; Rhabditida; Rhabditidae.